Messenger RNA from Lecanosticta acicola, 454 nucleotides. Lineage: Eukaryota; Fungi; Ascomycota; Dothideomycetes; Mycosphaerellales; Mycosphaerellaceae. The record is from the annotation of a GenBank genome assembly.
AUGUCUUCCACCGACGGAUCCACCAUUGCUCCAACCCCACACCAGGACAGACUGAUCAGUGAGUGUCAUCACCUCUUCCGACUUCAACGUCGUCCGCUCGAAGACUGACAGGGUAGCAGGCUUCUGUCGUGCCCACGGCGCCCGACCACCCCUCUUCCAGAUCGUGUCCGAUCGCAGAGGUGAGUUGAGAUCGUCCCCUCCAUCCCGCUGAAUGCCAACAAGUACUGACGAGCUCACCAUUCCAGGCGGUCGCACGGCUUGGAGCUGCGAGACCAUCAUCGCGGGAAAGACCUUUCGAGCUCGCUUUUGGUACGACGGCCACUACGUUCACAAUGCCCGAGAGGACGCGGCUCAGGUUGCGCUGGAGAAUCUCGGCGUUCUCCCUUUGCCGCCGCAGCGACAGCCUCAACCGAGCCAACACUGCUGGUCUCCAUCGAACGGCUGGAGUGCGUGA